GAUAUUCGCUAGUUCUUCCCACUUCCUGUUUAUCUUCCCCAAUCUUCCUCAGUAAUCCAACUUCCAUCAAGUCUUCGAUAUUUUUUAGGAUCCCACAAUUUCUACAGCAUGAUCAGAUUCCAAAGAAACCCCGAUAUUACCCAGAUUACAACUAUGCCAUCGAAAAGAAACUUCUUCGAGAUGUCUGGAGAUGCCGCAAACACCAAGGCUCACCCUCUUGACCUUGUAGGUUACCAUCAGGCUUCUUCUGUACAAAUGCAGAAACAAGCUAAUCAGAAUCAUUCUAUUACAGAUUAAAGAUGCCAUUGAAGUCCACGAGAAGAUAGUAAAACACAAGCAUCAAGCCAUUCAAAAAGCAGAACAAUCUAUCCUACGAAAUCAGCUGAAGAUCGAGGAAUAUCAAAACAAAAUUGAAGAACUUAAAAAGCUGAAUAUCAAUUUGGAAGAUGAGCAUGCAGAAGCGAGAGAAUUUGUUAGAAACGCUGAAGUAGAAGGCAGAGUACUCAAGGCUACCAAAAAGCGAGGAGAGGAACUCGAAAAAGAAUUGUUAGAUAGUGCAAAGAAGGAGUUCGCGGAUAAGAUGGAGGUUAUGCUUCAGGAGACCGAGAGUCAGAUGUGUCUGAAGCAAAAUAUAUUGCUGCAGAUAAAGCGCGAGGCAGAUCCAUGAGGUUAUCAAAAAGGAAACAACUCAGACCAUGGCUUAUGGAUAUCUCAGAAACAAAUACAAAAGUCAGUAUGUGCGAUACUAAUGCUAGAGCACGGGAGUGGCCA
Molecule: messenger RNA, 771 nt
Organism: Botrytis cinerea B05.10
Lineage: Eukaryota; Fungi; Ascomycota; Leotiomycetes; Helotiales; Sclerotiniaceae
Exons: 2
Coding region: 109-297 (62 amino acids)
Source: RefSeq, a predicted model, not a curated record